AUGAGAGUUGAAAUAAAGGAUGUUCCUAGGGAAUAUAUUAGUGGAAUUGAAAUUAUUAGCGAACAGAAUCAGAUAAUAAUAGUUUCAUAUGACGGAACUCUAAGCGUGUAUACAGUGGAUCGGGAGCUGAAACAGGUGAAUUUGACCGUGAGGCUUCAAUACGAGUCUUCAUUGACUAGUGUGGCGCAGCUGAACAUACAAGGUAGACAAUUCAUCUACGCAGGAAGCGUAGAUGGCCAACUCCUCAGUGUCGAUCUCGAGAAUUCAUUAUUUGUGAAAGUUGAUCAAAUAGAAUCAUCUGCAGGAAUUAGCUGUAUUGCAAUGCAUGGAGACAGAGUAAUUGCUGGUAGUUGGGAUGGGUCCAUAUAUGUAGUAAACCCCAAGUCAAAUUCUCUAGAAUUCACACUAGAGCUGCCAAGCGAGUACAAGAAAUGUUUCAAGUUGUCGGUACAAGCACACAAACUGUUAAUUAGCACUAUUAAAUGUAAAAUUGCAAUAUUCAAACUCCCACUAACUCCUACCACUAAACCCCAUAUACUGGAUUCUGGCCAGAUCUUCCAGAUUAGAGACAGUCAGCUCACUCCCGAGGGCGACGGAUUUGUAUGUACUGGGAUAGACGGACGAGUCUCGGUGGAGUACUUUGAUGACACAUCAAAGAGAUUCGCUUUCAGAUGCCACAAGUAUGACCUUGAUGAUACUGUGAUGACAUACCCUAUCAAUGCCAUCAGAUUCAUACCAAAUACAAGUGAGUUCUACACAGGAGGAUCUGACGGGUGCGUCUCGGCAUGGCACUUGCACAAGAAGACAAAGAUAAAACAGCUGCCAAAGUACAAUGAGAACAGUGUGGUUCAAUUGGCAUGCAACGAAAAUAUACUCUGCGUUGCGACAUCCGACGACUCCUUCAAGACUAACGCAGUCAUCGAUAGCAACCUAGAACUGGAACCAAGUAGAAUAUACGUGGAGAUUUUAACCAAUUGA
This is a messenger RNA of Nakaseomyces glabratus, 978 nucleotides long. It is a transcript of the gene BUB3, whose product is annotated as Bub3p. Gene Ontology annotation, cellular component: bub1-bub3 complex; nucleoplasm; kinetochore. NCBI's taxonomy places the organism in Eukaryota, Fungi, Ascomycota, Saccharomycetes, Saccharomycetales, Saccharomycetaceae. Gene Ontology annotation, biological process: mitotic spindle assembly checkpoint signaling. Gene Ontology annotation, molecular function: ubiquitin binding. The record is from RefSeq and is a predicted model, not a curated record.